AUGACCAGCAGAAUCGGCCAAUACAAGAACCAUGGGCGUGCAGAACGAUAUUUCUCGGAUCUGCGAAAGCGAUGUGCCGCGAAUCUAAAGGACAAGCGCCUCGAGCUGCUCGACCAACGGCGAAAGAUGAGCUCGGUCGAAUCCCUGAUCCGGAGCACAGCGGCCGCCGAAUUCCCCGAUGAGGAGCUGGACGACGAGAUGGUGAUGCGACUGCAGGUUGAGCUGCUGCAAGAUGAAUACCUCGAACUUCAACAAGACGAAGAGCGUGCCUGCUACGAGGCGAAUUUUGCCGAUACGCUCGAGUGCCCAUCAUGUAAGAGUCGCGCUAUCCUCGACGAAAACUUCCUCUACUGCGCCAAUUGUCGUUUUGCGCAUCGUUUUUCGGAGUCUUGGAGUCCAGACAUCCAACAGCUGGACGCUUGGUUGAUCGACACUUACAAACAACACGAAACGAGCUGCUCGCCGAUUCUUGAGGUUGCUUCCAGCCGAUACGCCGACCGACCGCUUCAACUCAACUGCCCGUUUUGCGGAUUCGAAAAAUCGUUUGUUGCC
Mesorhabditis spiculigera is the source of this 552-nucleotide messenger RNA. The record is from the annotation of a GenBank genome assembly. Lineage: Eukaryota; Metazoa; Nematoda; Chromadorea; Rhabditida; Rhabditidae.